This is a messenger RNA of Funneliformis mosseae, 3462 nucleotides long. The record is from the annotation of a GenBank genome assembly. Lineage: Eukaryota; Fungi; Glomeromycota; Glomeromycetes; Glomerales; Glomeraceae.
AUGUCAGGCCCAUUAUCCUCUACAGAAAAUAAAUCUGAAACACCAGUUCAAACUGUGGAAUUUGAUAAACAUACGAUUAUACAUAAACGCUCUUUACCUAAGGAAAUAAACGAAGUGACUCAAAGCAAUGAGAUAUUCGACGUUGUACUUAACUGGAGUACUGAACAUGCAGCAUUGGUAACUCAGACUCAUUGUUUUGUAUGGAAUUAUAGCGGUGUCGAUAAGCAACCUUUCGAUACCGAUACUCCUGUAUACAAAUUUAAAAUGCCCAUUUGUGAUGAUGAUGAAUUUUUGGAUGAUUUAAGUAAUCAUCAUAAAUUACCAUUGAUAUGCAUUAUACCAUCUAAUCAAAGCCAAAGACCUGGGUUACUUGUUUGUUCCCGCAAAGGUGAAUUUCGAUAUUGGGAAGACAUAACACGAGAUAGUAUAUUUCAAGAUCAUUAUUUAAGUCUGAAGGUAUAUCUUAGAGAAGAAGAUUUUGGAACGCACUUGGCUUGUCAUGAGACUCAUCAGUCUUCACAAGAUACGUGUAUUAUAAUUUUCGGCUCCUUACAAUCUGUAUUAUAUCGUAUUAAUAUCUCCAAAAUGGGAGCAAGUACUACACUUCAUUCUACUUCAUUAUCACGCUCCGUGGGAAUUAUGGAAAACUUUAGCUCAUACCUUUGGUUAAGCAGUAAAUAUGAUACAGGAAACAUUAUCACUUCAACGUUAGGAAAUAGGCUUGAAAAUAAUUUGCUUAGUGAAGUUUAUGUGCUAAUGGACAAAUCAAUAGAGAGAUGGGUUUUUGGAAAUGUCCGUUCGGCAAAUAAGUAUGUGCAAGGACAAGAUAUAUAUAAUAAUAUCAUCCAAGAAAUUUAUCAGAAUGAUAGCAGAGUGAAAGAGACUGAUCAAAUGGACUUAAGAUUACUGGACAUUGAAUUUGCAUGGAAUGGCAAAUUGGUUAUCCUUGUUUCUUACUCUUUUGGGUCGAAUCAAAAUGAGAUCGUAGAGAACAGAAAUUUAUCGUACUCUUUAGUGGUAUUAAGUACUGAGGAAAUACAAUUUUCAGAUGCUGUGAUUUACAAAGUAAGCAGCAUCCAUGGUCUUGAAAAUCAAAGUAACUUUUCAUUUGGUUCACCAGCACAUUUAGUAAUGCCUAACGGAGGUCCAGCUGUUUUCGUAGUUUUUCCGCAGUUAAUUAUAAUGACAACAAUAUUCAAAGAUGUUAGCUAUAAUGGUAUAGUGAGCAUGUCAGAUCCAGUCGGUGAUCGAAUCAUUGGAUGUUGUGGUGAAGGCUCCAAGUCUUGGCAUAAUAAAAAUACCGAUUCUAUAAGUCGAAUAGAUCUACUAACAGCAAAAACUGGUAUUAUGACAUGUAUAUUAAAUCAUGCGAUGAUAAUGGAAAAGGACCCUCAAACUCAAAUGUUUGAUGAUCAAAUGAUUCUCGAUAAUCCAGAGGAAAUGAAGACCCGUGAAUUAAAAAAAAUGUUCGAGCAAGCAAUAUUUAAUACAAGUGACAAAGUGCCGGUGACAAAUUAUAUCUCCCGUGGACAUGGUGGCGAUAUUAAUGCUGUGACUAUCGAAAUUAGCGAUGAAAUUUUGGAUUCACGUUCACAAUAUUUGUCCGAAUUCAUUGAACUUAAAUCACAACUUAAUGAAAGAUUUAACAAAAUGUCCUUCCUUAUUCAAGUAAUCAAAUUUAGCAAUAUGCUUAACGAAUUAUAUCCUUCUACUCGUCAACAUUUAUUUUGGAAUGCAGAAAAAAUGGCAUGUGCACUAAAAUUAUGGGAGCAUUAUAAUGCCUCCUUAUCUUCAAAAAACAAAAUCGAUGAAUCUCGACGUAAAUUACUUGUUAACGCGAUUCGAGAAUAUUUACAAGAACGUAACAUUGAGAUCAAACCUAACGAAGAUAUCGCCAGAUUUUUCUUUCGUUUUCACGCAAAAAUUAGCAAUUGUCUUUUACAAGAGGACAGUAGUAUAUUAGUUCCUGAAGCCAAUAAUAUUAUCUUGCUUUCAUUCGAAGCAGCUUUUAACUUUAGAAGAAAUAAUAAGGAUUUAUAUGUCAUCACUUCAAAUUGUUUGGAGGAAUCUUGGACUUUUCACCCUGAACUUCUGAAUGUACUUUACCAGCAAUUCGAAAAAACUACCGGUAUCAUUCAAAUUUCGGAUAUUCAAGAUGAUUGUGAAAAAAUUGAAACUUUAAAAGAUCAUUUGGUUAAUUUGGCCGAUAUUCUGCUCGGGGCCACCUCUGAACGUUUAAAUUGUGACGAUUCGAUAACUAGGGAAAGUGCACAAAAAUAUCGUAAUGAAUGGAUAACUAUUUUAAAAAGUCUUGUUGAUGUUGGCAAAAGUGAUAGCGCUUUUAGUCUUAGUGAAACUUACGAGGAAUAUAAAAUAUUAGUGGACUUGAUCAUGUAUCACGGUCAAGGUACAAACAAGUAUAUAAAAAAAUAUAUCAUUAAAUAUCAAGAAAAGUUUGAAUAUCCAUUAUACGAGUGGUAUAUCGAAAAAGAAUUAUAUGCCGAUUUAUUAAGCCAACCUCAUGCUUAUGAAUACAAAGACAGUCUUCAAAAAUUCUUGAAUGAGCGUAAUUUAAAGGGUAUUUCUUGGACGCAUGAUAUAUAUUUAAGUCAGUACGGCGAUGCUUCUAUCAAGUUGCGUCAUUUAGCAAAGGGCCAACCCCGAGUAGAUCGAAGCAAGACCUUUCUUAGUAUAAGCAAGUUAACUUUUUUGGCUGAACUUGGCGAUGAAAUCGACUUUAAAAAUGAAGACGUACAAAGAAAUUUGGAAGAAAUUGAAAACGGAUUUGAGCUAUUAAAUGCUUAUUCCGAUUUACAAGAACAAUUUGUUAAGUUUAUAGUUACACAGAGCCAGCAUUAUUCUACAGAAUCGGAACAAGUAAAUGCGAUUAUGGAAGGGACCGCGGGGAAUUGGAAAAAUUAUAAGCCUGAUUUAGCACAGAUUUACAAAAUGCAAGUAACCAAAAUUUUACAGGGUGAAAAGGUUUCAACAAGUGGAUUGAUUGAAGUUUUGACACUUAAAGAUAAAAAAUUGCCGGAUGACUUUCCGUUCGCACUUCAAUUUACACUUAAUGACAAUAAGCUAUCUGAAGAUCAUCGUUGUGCAAUAUUGCAAACAAUAUGGCGGAGAAUUUACUUUAAUGACAAUUGGGAGAUUUUAUUAGAUACCAGUAAUAUGUCCGAUGAAGAAGUGAACGAACGCAUUAAAAGUACUUAUGUUUAUCAUGCGUUGAAUAUUGUGAGCCAUUCUGUUGAUAUUCCGUUAUAUCAAUGGUUCUACCCUCCUGGUGAAGCAUUCUUCUCAAGCACAGUUGAGCAAUUUCAUAGAUGGUAUCCUCUCUUGAAUGAAGAACAAAUAAAAUGUUUAAUAGAGGAUUACAGGAAAGAGAAUGAUGCAUUGAACCAAUUUAUUGAAAAAUAUCACUUGAAUACUUAUGUAGAUUACGCACUUAAAUUGUUAUAA